AUGUCGGAAAGGGAUAACCUUGCUGAGACAGCAGGAACGGCAGGAAAUAAACAAGCCAGGAAGAAAAGAAACUUAAAAAAGCGGCAAAAAACACUAAUUCCCACCGAGCUUACAACUUUAAUAUUAAGUCGUAAACGGUCAAUGUGUAAUGUUUUGGAAUUUGGGGAGCAUAAGGUUAUUUAUAAGAGAUAUGCAAGUCUUUACUUUGCUGCCGGAAUAGACUGGGAUGAAAAUGAAUUAUACGUAUUAGAAGUGAUACAUCGCUACGUACAAGUAUUGGACGAGUAUUUUGGAAAUGUGUGUGAACUGGAUAUCAUCUAUAACUUUGAUAAGGCGUAUCAGGUUUUAGAUGAAUUGAUAAUGGGUGGGGAAAUGCAAGAACCAAAUCGAAAAGCUAUCGUUCGCCAUAUAUCAGGUUUUGAAAAGUUCUGCGAAUUAGAUGUCAUAACAACAAAUAUCAAAAACACAGUAAUGUUGUCACUUGCUCCGUUGACUCCAGAUUCUCAAAAGCACCCAUGCAUCAACUCAGCCAACACUUUUGAUGACAAUACUAUGGUUUCAAAUAUCAUCGAAGAGGGUGAAGUGACCUUGGGCGCUUGUACCGUACUUGUCUCACAUUAUGAUCCUACAACACGAAAAAUUAUAAAUUCAUCCGUUAACGCGUGUUUAGCGCCUUUGUGUUCUAUUGACGGAAAACACGUGAUUACUAUCGAGGGAGUUGGAAGUUCACAUAAACCACAUCCUGUUCAGGAAAGGAUCGCGUUGAUGCAUGGUUCACAAUGCGGAUAUUGUACUCCAGGAAUCGUCAUGUCAUUAUACGCGUUACUCAGGAAUAAUCCUGAGCCAUCAGAAAUAGAAAUCGAAGACUGUCUUGAUGGAAACCUUUGUCGAUGUACUGGAUACAGACCUAUUCUUGACGCAGCAAAAACUUUCGCGUCUGAUUCACCAUUUACUAUACGUCAAAGUGGAAUCGGUGAUGAAAAGUGUGACGAUUUGGAUGGUAGUCGUGUUGAUGACAAUUCAUGUUUGGAAAAAUCGCAAAAGAAAGGAUGCGGGCGUGAGAAAUGUUGUCAGCUUAACGAAAAACCUGAAGAUUUUAUCAUUCUUGAUAAAUUUCCGCAGUAUAAAUUAAAGCGUUAUGAUCCGUCACAAGAACUAAUUUUCCCGCCAUCACUUAUGAAUCGAGUUUUGACGCCACUUUCUUUUACCGGAAGAAAAACGAAAUGGUUUCGGCCAACAAAUCUUAAUCAAUUGUUAGACCUCAAGAGAUUAUAUCCAAGCGCAAAAUUGGUAUCGGGAAAUACAAGAGUUGGCAUUGAAACAAAAUUCGAAAAACUAGAGUACCCAAUUCAGAUCUAUGUUGGCGAUGUCGAAGAAUUACAGGGUUGGGAGUUUGGAGAGCAUGGUUUGACAAUUGGGGCAAACAUAAAUUUUUCAAAGCUUAUAAAGGUUUUGCAAGAUGCUUGUGGGCAUUAUAAGCCAUAUCAAACGCAAAUUUUCCAAGCUAUCCUCAAUAGCUUGCGACGGUUCGGCGGAACUCAAAUUCGCAAUAUUGCAACCCCGGCAGGAAACAUUAUUACCGGCUCUCCAACAUCAGACUUAAAUCCAAUACUUCUUGCAACAAAUACUCUUUUCACACUCGCUUCACUCAUAAAUGAUUCUGAUCAAACUAAAAUUCAACGUGUUGUAUCAUCUGCAUCAUUCUGGACCGGAUAUAAAAAGUCAAUAUUAGCAGAGAUUGAAAUUCUUGAAUCAAUUUUUAUUCCAUGUUCAGUAGAAAAUGAGUUUGUGAGAACUUAUAAGCAAGCGAAGCGACGUGAUGGGGAUAUCGCGAUAGUUAAUGCCGCAUUAAGAGUUUCACUAAAUAAUGAAUUUCUGGUUAGAGAUGCUUCUUUCUCGUUUGGAGGGAUGGGUGAUGUAACUUUGCGUGCUCAACAGUCUGAAACUUUUGUCAAAGGACAAAAAUGGGGUGAUGAUAAAGUUCUUCAAGGAUUAUUAGACACACUUUUACAGGAGCUACAACUUAACUUUUCUGCCCCUCGUGGUAUGGCAUCAUAUCGUAGGUCUCUCGCGGCUGGCUUUUUAUAUAAAUUUUGGCAUGAUGUCGGAACAAAGCUCGGGCUGUUUACCAUUAACAAAAGUAGUGAUAAGAUGAUUAUUGCUGAUGAAUUUACUGAAUUAAUUGAACGAAAGGUAUCUCGAGGUGUGCAGAGUGUUGGUAAACCAGAAGAUGGAAAGAUUCACGUUGGAAAAUCUAUUCCACAUGCAUCUGCUUUUUCGCAAGUGGCUGGUGAAGCUGUGUAUGUGGAUGAUAUUCCAAAAAUACAUGGUGAAUUGUAUGGUGCGUUACUGUUAUCAAAGGAACCGCAUGCAAAGAUCUUAAGCAUUGACGCAAAUGAAGCCUUAACACAACCUGGUGUGCGUGGAUUUUUUUCGGCCAAAGAUGUCCCUGGAAAAAAUAGCUGGGGAUUUAUUUUUAAAGAUGAAGAAAUUUUUGCAAGUUCAGAAGUGCAUUGUGUCGGACAAAUUAUUGGUCUUAUUGUGGCUGAUUCACAAACAUUAGCACAGGAAGCCGUAAGGCUUGUGAAGGUAGAAUAUGAUCGACUUCCGUAUAUAUUGACUAUUGAAGAAGCAAUCAAGUAUCAUAGCUUUUUCCCGGUUGCACCUGAAUUUUCUCGAGGAGAUAUAGAUAACGCAUUUAAUGAAGCAGAUUACACAUUUGAAGGAAGCUGUAGGAUCGGUGGCCAAGAACAUUUUUACAUGGAAACUCAGGUUUCGCUUGUUAUUCCAAAACCUGAAAACCACGAAUUUGAGAUCCACGCAGCAACUCAAGCUCCUACGGAAAUUCAAGAAGUCCUCGCUUCCGCACUCGGUAUUUCAUCCAACAAAAUAGUUUGCCGAGUAAAAAGAUUAGGUGGUGCUUUUGGUGGGAAAGAAACUCGAAGUAUCCAAUUGGCCGCACCGUUGGCAAUUGGGGCGUGGCAUACGAAAAAGCCGGUUAGGUGCAUGUUGAAUCGUGAUGAAGAUAUGAUCAUCACGGGGCAACGGCAUCCAGCUUUGGCACACUGGCGUAUUGGAAUAAAUAAGGAUGGGAGAAUAAAAGGACUUGAUUUGUUUGUAUACCUAAAUGCCGGAUGGACUUCAGAUUUAUCACCUGCUAUAUUGGGAUGGGCCAUGGUUCAUUCCGACAAUUGUUAUUAUAUUCCGAAUAUGAGGGUUCGGGGUAAAAUUUGUAAAACUAACAUUCACUCUAACACGGCGUUUCGUGGAUUCGGAGCUCCACAAGGAAUGCUGAUAAUGGAAAAUAUAAUUAAUGAGGUGGCUGAUUCUAUGGGCAUCAGCGUUGAUUCAUUAAGGGAAAUAAAUUUCUAUAAAGAAGGGCAAAAGACACACUACGAUCAACUCCUUACCGAUUGGCACCUGCCACAACUGUACCAACAUCUAAAAACAACAAGUGAAUUUGAAAAAAGACGACGGGAGGUUGAUCUUUACAAUGCGAAUCAUAAAUGGCGGAAACGCGGUUUAGCGUUUACUCCCUCAAAAUUCGGGUUAGGGUUUCCUUAUUUGUUUAUGAACCAAGCGGGAGCAUUGAUCCAUAUAUAUAUUGAUGGGAGCGUGCUUGUUAGUCACGGUGGUGUUGAAAUGGGCCAAGGUUUACACACUAAAAUGCUGCAAAUUGCAGCUGAAGCGCUUUCCAUUCCAUUAGAUCAGGUUCAUUUAAUGGAAACCUCGACAAAUAGUGUUGCGAAUGCAACUACUACUGGCGGUAGUUUGUCUAGUGAUCUUAAUGGUUAUGCUGUUGCAAAUGGAUGCGAAAAACUUGCGGAGAGAUUACGACCAUAUCGCGAAAAGAUGCCAAAUGCAAGCUUUAAAGAGAUUGUUCAAGCAGCCUAUUUCGAUCGCGUAAAUCUAUCCGCAAAUGGAUUUUACAAAACUCCCGACCUCGGAUACUCUAUGGAAAGAAACAAAGGCCAAAUGGUUUCCUACUUUACAAUGGGAGCCGCGGUCUCCGAAGUCGAAAUAGACACUUUGACUGGUGAUCACACGAUACUGCGGACAGACUUGUGUAUGGAUAUUGGAAAGAGUUUGAAUUAUGCGAUUGAUAUUGGGCAGAUUGAAGGCGGAUUCGUGCAGGGCGUUGGAUGGUGUACUAUUGAGGAAAGCUUGUUUUUGCAGAGUGGACAUCUUUAUACACGCGGGCCGGGGAAUUAUAAGAUACCUGGAUUUAGAAAUAUUCCCCAGGAUUUCCGUGUUAGCAUUUUCCAAGGAGCACAGUACCCUCAUCUAAAAACCAUUCACAGUAGUAAAGGUAUUGGCGAGCCACCAUUUUUCCUGGGAUCCUCGGUAUUCUUUGCAAUUAGGGAUGCCAUCAAAGCUGCAAGAAAAGCAAAUUCCGUAAACAAAAUAGUGAAUCUUUGUUCCCCUGCUACACCAGAACGAAUUCGUAUGGCAUGCAUUGAUCCUAUUUCUAUAGCGGCAAGUGUCUCGAAGAAAGAUGAUGAAGAAUCUUGGAUUGUGAUGGCUUAG
This is a messenger RNA of Ambispora leptoticha, 4527 nucleotides long. NCBI's taxonomy places the organism in Eukaryota, Fungi, Glomeromycota, Glomeromycetes, Archaeosporales, Ambisporaceae. The record is from the annotation of a GenBank genome assembly.